AUGGCUGCCACUCGGCGAUUGCAAAAAGAACUGGCUGAUCUUCAAAAGUCCGACAAACCCGAAAUUCUUCAAGUCAAAGAUCUCGGCCCUGCAAAUGACCAGAUUUUGAAGUGGAACGGGACCAUCUUCCCGGAGAAAGAGCCUUACAACAAAGGAGCGUACACUAUCAUCAUAGAAUUUCCCGUCGAGUACCCUUUCAAGCCGCCAAAAGUUACCUUCAAAACUCCAAUUUAUCAUCCAAAUGUGGACGAAAAAGGCAGCAUUUGUCUCUCCGUUGUAGACAAAGAACACUGGAAGCCCGCAACGAAAGUUGAGCAUAUUCUUACAGAACUCGUUCGUCUGAUCGAGACGCCCGAGUGCGAUCAUCCUCUGAGAACCGACAUCGCCACCGAAUUCCAGAAAGACUACAAGAGCUUCGUGAAGUCAGCAGAAGACCACGCUAAGAAGCACGCUCCAAGAUCAUAA
Oikopleura dioica is the source of this 465-nucleotide messenger RNA. NCBI's taxonomy places the organism in Eukaryota, Metazoa, Chordata, Appendicularia, Copelata, Oikopleuridae. The record is from the annotation of a GenBank genome assembly.